Clarias gariepinus (North African catfish) is the source of this 1370-nucleotide messenger RNA. Its product is annotated as CD209 antigen-like protein E. Bases 1 to 600 code for a protein of 199 amino acids. NCBI's taxonomy places the organism in Eukaryota, Metazoa, Chordata, Actinopteri, Siluriformes, Clariidae. The record is from RefSeq and is a predicted model, not a curated record. The transcript has 5 exons.
AUGAGAGGAGACACUGCAUGGAGCAGGUGGUACAGACUGAUUGCAGUGUUUCUGGUGAUGCUGUGUUUACUGCUGACUGCCGUCAUAGUGCUGUGGAUCAAAUACCCCAACCUGAACGAGUCACUGACCAGUAAUAACAACCUGACUAUAGCGAGAGACCAGUUUCAGAGGGAGAGAGACCAGUUACAGAGGGAGAGAGCUGAACUCGAGAGGUUUUCAAAACUGGGAUGGAAUUAUUUCAGCUCCAGUGUUUAUAUCUUCAAUACUGGGCAGAAGACCUGGACUGAGAGCAGAGAGAACUGCAGAGAGACAGGAGCAGACCUGGUGAUCAUAACCAGCAGAGAGGAACAGGAAUUCGUCAAUAAACUGCGGGCUGGAGGACAAGCUUGGAUUGGUCUGAGUAACAGAGAGAACAAGUGGAAGUGGGUGGACGAUACAACACUGAUCACUGGGUUCUGGGAAGAUAAAGAACCAAACAGUGCUGCAGGAGAAGAUCGUUGUGUUAUAACUGGUAUAAAAACUGAUCCUGUGAAGAACUGGGCUGAAUAUCUCUGUAAUAAAACGUAUAAUUGGAUCUGUGAGAAGAAAAUCUUUACCUGAACUGCUGUAUGUGAAUGAAAAGCAGUAAAUUGAAUGUACAUGUGUAUCUGUGUGUGUGAGUGUGUUGUGUCUGUAAAAUCCUCAUUACUGUUAAUAACUCUGUAACCAUCACGGUGUCACCUGUUUAUCUUUCAGAGAUUAUUUUUCAUUCAGGUUUGUUUAUGAAACGCUACAGAUUCUACAGUAGUGACGUGUACAAACACCAGAGCUGUGGGGUUUCAUUUGGGAUUUAACUGCAUUUGGACGACUUUACAGUCAUGUGUGUGUGUCAACAUGGCCGCCAGAUUAACUUAGUCUAAUCUAAUUUAGGUGUUGCACCAUUAAUAAAUAAAUAAAUAAAGAUAACUAAAGCUUUCGGUUAUACAGUCGACCCUGUGAAGUCGCGGUUCAGAGUUCAUGGCCUCAGUCGUUCUCAGAUUUUUCCUUUAGAAUCGAACUAAUAAAUGUUCACGAAAACCCAAUAUAUAAUAUUUUUAUGCGCUUUAACUCUAAACUAUUAAAAGAACAAUGUAAUUAACUAAUUUUGUAACAUAAAUAUUAUUGUAAAUUCAGCAAAAUUUCCAUAUAAAAUAUAAUAAUGUAUAAUUUUUUAGUUCUGUAGAGGGAACACAAAGCAACUGUAGAGGAAAAUGUGGCUUGGGAUGGUGAAUUAUUACCGUUUUUACCCUCCAGUACUGAUACCACAGAAAACACUCUUCUUCCGCAAAUUUCUGGGGUCAACUGUAUAUGUUUUUGCCUGUAGCACUGAUUCUGCACAUAAACACAGCAUU